AUGGCAGCUAUGGUUUGCAGUGUUCUAGGCAGGAGAAAGUUGACAAGCUUGGAAAUGGCUUCUGUCUGUUUCAUGAAUCCUGGCACUCACUCAGUGCCGUGGAGCAGAGGUUGUUCACAGAGCCUCUUAAGAAAUCUAUCUUGUCUUUUGUCCCAGUUUAUUUCUCCAUUUACUGGAUGCAUUUAUGGAAGACACAUAACAGGUUUUUGUGGGAAGAAACAGAAAGAAAUCACAAAAGCGAUUAAAAGAGCUCAAAUAAUGGGGUUUAUGCCAGUUACAUAUAAGGAUCCUGCAUAUCUCAAAGACCCUAAAGUUUGCAGCAUCAAGUAUUGGGAAUAA
Messenger RNA from Otolemur garnettii (small-eared galago), 339 nucleotides. Its product is annotated as 28S ribosomal protein S18c, mitochondrial-like. Gene Ontology annotation, cellular component: mitochondrial small ribosomal subunit; ribosome. Gene Ontology annotation, biological process: mitochondrial translation. Bases 1 to 339 code for a protein of 112 amino acids. NCBI's taxonomy places the organism in Eukaryota, Metazoa, Chordata, Mammalia, Primates, Galagidae. The transcript has 3 exons. Gene Ontology annotation, molecular function: structural constituent of ribosome; small ribosomal subunit rRNA binding. The record is from RefSeq and is a predicted model, not a curated record.